Nerophis lumbriciformis (worm pipefish) is the source of this 1217-nucleotide messenger RNA. RefSeq names its product MIF4G domain-containing protein B-like. NCBI's taxonomy places the organism in Eukaryota, Metazoa, Chordata, Actinopteri, Syngnathiformes, Syngnathidae. Gene Ontology annotation, molecular function: translation activator activity; protein binding; RNA binding. Gene Ontology annotation, biological process: regulation of translational initiation. The record is from RefSeq and is a predicted model, not a curated record. Gene Ontology annotation, cellular component: cytosol.
CAACCAUCCAUAGGCCGGGAAUUAUCUUGCCGUAAUAGCGAGUCUUUGGGCGUCCACUACCUGCCUGGGUGGAGUGUUGAUGCAAAGUAUCGUCACGAAAUAAGGAGCAUUCGCGUAACAUUCACCUAAACACAGGCGUUCCGUCCGCGUGCCUAAACCCGAACUACGAGUUGAUCCGAAGUAAAACAGCUACACUCGCUAGCGUCACACAAUUUGGAUCAACAUUGGAUUUAAUUUCAACGUGGCAGACCUCCAGUUCACCCUUAGGUGUUUCCUGUGGCUAUGGAGAACCCCCCAGAGGACUACAAGAUCCAGUCCUUUGACAUGCAAACGCAGAUGUUGCUCAAAACAGCCUUGAAAGAUCCGGGCUCGGUGAAUCUGGAGAAGGUGUCCAGCAUCAUUGUGGAUCAGUCUUUGAAGGACCAGGUUUUCAGUCGAGAGGCCGGACGCAUCUGCUACACCAUUGUGCAGGCGGAGGCCAAGCAAAAUAACGGAAACGUGUUCCGGAGAAGCCUGCUGAACCGCCUCCAGCAGGAGUUCAAGGAGCGAGAGGAGACCAGAGCUCGGUCCCUGCAAGAGUGGAUCUGUUUUGUGACCUUCAUCUGUAACAUCUAUGACUACCUCAAAGUGAACAACAUGCCCAUGGUGGCUCUGGUCCUUCCCGUCUACGACUGUCUGAUGAGGUUGGCGCAACCAGAUGCUUUAAUGAAUGAAGAGGAGGUGGACUGUCUGGUGCUGCAGCUUCACCGCAAUGGGGAGCAGCUAGAAAAGGCCAACAGCCAGCGCAUGGAUGAGCUCUUCUGCUUGCUGCGGGAUGGCUUCCUGCUCCAGGAAGGGCUCACCUCCAUGGCCCGCCUGCUGCUGCUGGAGAUCCUGGAGUUCAGGGCGGGAGGCUGGGUGCUGAGCGGCACGGCGCACAGGUAUUACUACAGCGAAAUCGCAGAUUAGGGCGCGCGCCGGGACAAGCGGAGUUCACCAACAAGUAGCCCUUAGAUGGACAUUAACCACAUGGUUGAGAUGAGAUGAUGAUGUGGACGUGCAGUAGAAGGCAAGUUCAGUUAUUUUUUUAUUUAUUAGUUUUGUAUGUUGAAAGCAUUCCUCUUAUAAACAUUUUUGCUGAAUAUCAGAUGCAAGCUGUUCGACCCUGGAUUUAUCGUCUGAUGUGUGGCAUUUAGUAGAAGUCUUGAGAGAUAUUUUAUUAAAAAGGUUUGAAUUUC